Messenger RNA from Mucor mucedo, 600 nucleotides. RefSeq lists its product as uncharacterized. Lineage: Eukaryota; Fungi; Mucoromycota; Mucoromycetes; Mucorales; Mucoraceae. Bases 1 to 600 code for a protein of 199 amino acids. The transcript has 2 exons. The record is from RefSeq and is a predicted model, not a curated record.
AUGUGUUCAACUAAAAGGACUGUGAAAUCUAAAAAUAACUCAUCCGUCUUACAAUCUGUCUUAUUUCAACCGUCUUUCAACCGUCUUUCAACCGUCUUUCAUCCGUCUUAUUUCAUCCGUCUUAUUUCAUCCGUCUUAUUUCAUCCGUCUUAUUUCAUCCGUCUUAUUUUAACUGUCUUUCAACCGUCUUUCAUCCGUCUUAUUUCACCCGUCUUAUUUCACCCGUCUUAUUUCACCCGUCUUAUUUCACCCGUCUUAUUUCACCCGUCUUAUUUCACCCGUCUUAUUUCACCCGUCUUAUUUAACUGUCUUUCAUCCGUCUUAUUUCAUCCGUCUUAUUUUAACUGUCUUUCAACCGUCUUUCAACCGUCUUUCAACCGUCUUUCAUCCGUCUUAUUUCACCUGUCUUAUUUCAUCCGUCUUAUUUCACCCGUCUUAUUUCAUCCGUCUUAUUUUAACUGUCUUUCAACCGUCUUUCAACCGUCUUUCAUCCGUCUUUCAUCCGUCUUAUUUCACCCGUCUUAUUUCACCCGUCUUAUUUCACCCGUCUUAUUUCACCCGUCUUAUUUCACCCGUCUUAUUUCACCCGUCUUAUUUUAA